This is a messenger RNA of Alligator mississippiensis (American alligator), 6979 nucleotides long. It is a transcript of the gene RALB, whose product is annotated as RAS like proto-oncogene B. The transcript is spliced from 5 exons. The record is from RefSeq and is a predicted model, not a curated record. NCBI's taxonomy places the organism in Eukaryota, Metazoa, Chordata, Crocodylia, Alligatoridae. Gene Ontology annotation, biological process: Ras protein signal transduction. The coding region runs from base 183 to 803 and encodes 206 amino acids. Gene Ontology annotation, cellular component: plasma membrane. Gene Ontology annotation, molecular function: GTPase activity; GTP binding; GDP binding.
AGUCCAGCCACAGCCACUGCGUGAACUGGCCUGGAAGAGCUGAUUGCACGGAGCUGCUUUUGCUACUGCCUGCCUGCCUCACUCGUGCUCUUUCGAACACGGCAACAAGAGGACAAGCAACCCUUCUGAGCACGCUCUUCAGUCAGGUGUCUGACACGCAAGAACUGUAGAGAACCAGGACAAUGGCUGCCAGCAAGAACAAGAACCAGAGUUCUCUUGCUCUCCACAAAGUAAUCAUGGUUGGCAGUGGAGGUGUGGGCAAGUCGGCACUCACACUUCAGUUCAUGUAUGACGAGUUUGUGGAAGACUAUGAACCCACAAAGGCUGACAGUUACAGGAAGAAAGUGGUUCUGGAUGGUGAAGAGGUCCAGAUAGACAUACUGGACACAGCAGGACAGGAGGACUAUGCAGCCAUUCGAGACAACUACUUCCGCAGCGGGGAGGGGUUUCUGCUAGUGUUCUCCAUAACGGAGCAUGAAUCCUUUACAGCAACAGCAGAGUUCCGGGAACAGAUCCUGCGCGUGAAGGCUGAAGAGGACAAAAUACCUUUGCUCGUGGUGGGAAACAAAUCCGACUUGGAAGAGCGCAGACAGGUGCCUGUAGAGGAGGCCAGAACUAAAGCAGAGGAGUGGGGAGUGCAGUAUGUAGAGACUUCUGCCAAAACUAGAGCAAAUGUGGAUAAGGUAUUCUUUGAUUUGAUGAGGGAAAUCAGAGCGAAGAAAAUGUCAGAAAACAAAGACAAGAAUGGCAAGAAAAGUGGCAAGAACAAGAAAAGCUUUAAAGGAAGAUGUUGCUUACUGUGAUACUUGGGAACUGUAAAGAUCUACAGAUGGAAUAAGACACUUACCACUAAGGAUAUAGGGCUGGAUUCAUGGAAGGAAGUCUGUAUUAACUUUUUUUUAUUCACGUAUCGCCUCUUCAAAAUGCAAAAACUUUGACUUACGAACCACUUAGGGGUCAGCAGAAACCUGAGCCCACUUUACACUGAGAUGGUUUUGCCUUCCCAGUAACAUUGAAGGCUACAGUUUUUACCAGUAAAUGUAGCAUUAUAGGGGUGAUUCUGCCUGCUGUAGAAGUAUUCCCGUAUGAAUUUCAUAAUAGUAUCUCAAUGCCUCUUUGAAAUCUGGCUUUUCCUGAAGCUGCAUUGGUUUAAAAGUCACGCAUCAAAUUUUGGGUUGAACUUACUGUCUACACUCCCCAACUUCAAAAAAGUGGAUAAACCCAAUAUCUGGUAAGGCUUUGAGUUUGUCUCGGGUAUGGUGGUUAUACACUCCUCUUCCUCCUUCUCUACCCUCCAUCCCCUCAUUCAGCCUCUCAACCGUAAGAUCUACUUGAUGUCUCAGUACUUUGAACUGAUGCAAGGGAGUCCUACCUCCAGUGGUUGUUGGCUUCUGCCUGCCCAACAGUCAAUUCAGGAUUCAUUAAUCAAGCCUGUACACUCAAUUGGACCUUAUUUUGGUAUUGUAACACUUAAUAUAUAAAAUACCGGCCAGCUGUGUUCCCCCACUGGCCUCGUUCUUUUCUCUCAUAAUGUUUAAAUUAUUUGGAGGGGUGGGAAAAUGACCUAAAGCUGCCUUUAUAUAAAAAAAAAAAAAAAAAAAGUGGAGGUGCCAGUUAGAAUGACCUUGAUAGGAAGUGUUGAGGCUACACUGCUAAAGUCACUUUCUUUUUUUUCCUUCCUCCCCUCAAUUACCUAGACUAGAGAGAAAGCGUAAUUCUGUUUACUUCUUGCACUAGCAGUCAUGUUGGAGAUGUAGAAACUGCAUUUCUGCUCUGUCUUGUUUAAGACUAACACACUUUUGAGGAAGGAGAUGGACCACAUCACAGCACCGUAAAGCUGAAACCAGUGUGAGGCUUCACUGCUACCUCUCAGCUUGACACAAUUACUUAGCUAGGAAGUUGCUAAAUGUCCAACAGCUAGGUUAAGCAGCUGUCACUCUUUUUGUUAAUGCUGUUAACUUUUUAAUAUAUUAUUCCUCAUGCACAUGUAUUUAAAGUAUGGAAACACUUCAAGGUUUGCUUUUUAGUUUUACUGAAAAAAUCACAUUCCUAAAUCAGGGAGGGAAGGUCGGUAUUUAGCAGUUCAUAUCUUCUGUCAGACAGUUUACACUAUAAUAUUAAAAGGGUGGUUCAGUAGAUUUAAAUGGAGGGGAAAAAGUCCUUCUGGGUGUUGCUAUUGCAGAGAGAAUCAGUUGAUUUCUUUCUGCUUCUAGAAUGCAUUUUAUACAACUGGCUAGUAAAUGAUGGUAAGACCCCUAACAUGGAUUAUAAUCAACUGUAGACAGAAGUUUCCCAUUUAAAAAUUAGUCUUUUUUUUCUAACUACUUAAUCUAGCUUGUUCCAAGUUUAUUCAAAUUUGGCUACAGGGAGAGAAGAAGCUGAGGGAAAUGCUGUUGUAAAGUCUUCAAUAAGCACUAAAUCAACCUUAUUACUCCUGCUUCAGGAGGGUGAGGGUACAGAGGCAGGGAAAAUUCAAAGGUGAAUAUUGUAACUCUAAGGUUACUAGACUGUUCCUAUAACCACAUUGCUGCUUUUGUGCAUCCCACUUGAGGAUUUGGAAAGGAAAACUAAAGGUCAGCCUUGUGGAGGCCUUGGACUGAAGUCUUGCAGGGACUUCAGAGUUUCUCAGCCUGCAGAUUCAUUGUCUUCCAUGUUUUGGUUCUGUUUGUCAGGUUAACCCAUUUGAUUGGGAAAACUGUACAUCUAAUAAAGGGUGCUGUAAUCUGUCUAAUUGUCAAGUUAAAUUUCUGCCUGGUUUGUGGUGUCAUCUUUUGGCCAGAAGGAGCAGUCAGCUAAGCUUGACUAUAAUCAAGCUAGUUUGAUUAAUACCACAAAAAUGUGGGAACAGUGUGGUUUGGGCGGAGGGGUGUGGUUUUACAGAUGUUGCAUUUAAAUCCAGAUACAAAGGUUCAAACCAGUUUGCUGCACAACUUAAAGGGGUGCAGUUGGUUGGGGGGGGAGGGAAGGUUUUGCCGAUCUCUUCCUCCCCAUGCAAUCUUGGAUGCUUCAGUAUUGUUCAGCUCCAAUAGGCCGACAUCCACUUCUUACUGUCUGUCUCUGUCUGAAAAAUGAGCUGGCUUUCAGUCUUCUGUUGCUGGCCUCUAGUCCCUAUUCAAGCUCCUUCCAAAUGCUCAAGCAAUAAGCACAGCGCUUUGGUGCUUGAACUGCAAAUACAGCGAGGAAUGUUCCCCUCUUGAAUAAUACCAGUCUCUUUAAAGUUUCUCUAUCCAGUGUCUUUGUCCAGUAUUUUCCACUUAGUCAUGGUUGCAGUGUUGGUUGGUGAGAAUGUAUUAACUGUAGUGUUGCUCAGCCUGGAUGGGCAGAUCCAGGAUUUUGUGAAGCGGGGUGGGAGUAGCAGCUAGUGCUGCCGGGGCAGCUACACUCCCUGCUGCUGUCCCGCCCCCCCCCCCCCCCGGUGGAUAUACCUAUCACCAGUGGGGGACUCUUAAAAACAAAUGUCCCAAUUUGGCUAAGAAUCCUCCAUCCCCCUCUGUGCUUCCUUCUCCCGACCCUCUUUGCAGCCACUGUCUCUGGCGGUGAAGGAGAAGGGGGUUUUGGAGCAGCUCCUGCCCUGCUCCAGCCAUGCUGUAUGGGGGCCAGAAUCUGCUGGGGACAACAAUGGCAUGCAGGUUCCUUCCCUUCCUCUAGCCAUGCCUGCUCCUGGGCAGGGGGAUGGGGCAGGACAUCUCCGGGGACAGAGCAGGGAGGAGUAAUGUGCCUGCUUCCGAUGCUGUCCCCAGAUGUGGGGAUGGGGAGGAGAUAGGAUGUGCCAUGGAGCAGGGGGAAUUCUGCCUGCUGAUCCAAGGGCAUCACCUUUAAAGGGGAGAUGUCUGUGCCAUUGUGCCCCUUCUGGAUCUGCCCCUGUGACUGGACCUUUGCAGGGUGGGGGGCAGGAACAUAUGAAAUUUAUCUAACUCAGAUAAAUAUUUCACUAACAAAUAGACAGCUCAUCUCUACCAUUUGUAGACAGCUGUAGAUGUUAGACCAAUAUCCCAGAUCCCGUUCAUCUAAAAGUUUGUAGUAUUAAAUAGGAAGGACUACUUGUUAAACACAACAGAUGUGGUGGUGUUAAACCACGUGUUACUGCCUCCACAGCAGCCUGAAUAGGGAAAAAUAGCACUUUUUAAUAUGAAGUCUAUUAUCCUCCAGUCCUGAUAAUAAGCAAUUUUUCCUUUUGGAGUCUUGCUUCCUUCUGAAGAAGGAGCUUGCUUAGCUGUUCUGUCUUGAAUGAUGGACUUUGUAGAAGGCAUCAUCAGAACAUGUUAUGAGCUCUGCCACUCAAUUACGCCAAAAUAUUGAUGUUGCAGCUCUUCCGCAUUCAGGGCAAAUGGAGAAGAACUUAUUUUCUUCAAGUGGCCUUGGUACAAACAGCUCUAAUAUUACAAAGAGCUACCUCGACAAAGUGUGUGCGUGUGCAUACAUGCCUGAACACCACCCUGGCUUGGAAGGGCUGUUCCAGACCAGCAUUUCUCAACCUAUAGCUUGUGACCCAAAAGUGGGUGGCAAGAAUAUAUGAAAGGGCUGCAAACAAAACUUUUAAAAAUGGAUCAACAAAGUUUAAAAAUGGAUUUUCCUUGAAAGGAGAAAAACAUGGGAAACUGGCUUUGUCCUUGUAGGCUGAACUGACAGCCUGCAAGGAGCUGCUUGAGGGGGCCCCCAUGUCCGAUACACCCACCUCCUGCCCCACAUAUUGGACUGGGACUGGCUAUCAAUGUUUACAAAUGGGUCCUGGUACAAGAAAGGUUGAGAACCACUGUUCUAGACUAUGAUGGUCCAUGCCCAGAGAACAGGUGCCAAACCAAGAAGUAAGCUGGUGAGGUUGCUGUGGAUUCAUAUUCAUGGGCCACUCUAGCUUGCUGGAGGCAAAGGGCUUGAGUGUCCUCUCCAGGGACCUUUUAAAGUUCUGGGGCAUGCCAGGUGGACAGGGCACGCUAGGGUCUGUCUUCACUGGAUCAUGCUCCUGCAACAUACAUGCAUUUAGUUGUGCACAGGUACAAUAGUCUGCCUUUCAUGAAGGAGAAAUAUGUCACCCCUUCAUCGUCCUACCAGAAAAGGCAGCAGAGUUGAGUGGCCUCAAGUGACUCUUUGACUGGAAGUUUCUCAGAAGAACAUUUGAGAGGUGGUUGGGACUGCAGCUUUAAAGGGUGGAGGAAAAAUGUGGCUGCUUCUGUGAAAUUCCCUUCACAUCAUCUAAAUUAAGAUGAUGCAUGUAACCUAUGAGCAUCUUAAAUGUGAAAAACAAAGAGGAUGUGGUUGAAAUCAGCGAGCAAGUACAUCUUCCUGCGCAUUAUGAAUUAAGGUAAUUGGAGGGUUAUUGCAUGUACACCAGCAGGUUCUGGAGGCCAAAAUCUUAUAAGCUUGGAAUUUGUAAGACAAAGAGAAGAUUGAACUAGCAUUUACAUUUUAAACUUGCUGUUUCAUUACCUUGGCUUUGGGAAGGCAGGCAUGUUUGUGAAAUAGUUGCACUUUACACCUUCAAGACUUCAAACCUGAGAUGUGAAUGUCAAGAAUCCCAAUACAGCAGGGGUGGGCAAAAUACGGCCCGGGGGCCAGAUCUGGCCUGCCAGGCCGUUCUAUCCGGCCUGCGGGGCCCCUAAAAAUUUAGAAAAUUAAUAUUUAUUUGCUCCUAGCUGCCUGUCAAGGAUGACAGGAGCCAGGGGCGGUAGGGCCCAGAGGAAACUGAUGGCAGGACGCAGCAGCAAGGCCUGCCCAGUCUUUGCCCCCCAACCAGAAACCCCAGCCUAGCAGAGGCUUCUGGCCUGGGACCAUGGGGCUGUUCCUGCUUCCCUGUGCCAGAGAGGGAAAUGCGGCCCUCAACAGCUUGCCAAAACUUGGUAAGCGGCCCUCCACCCAAAAUAAUUGCCUGCCCCUACAAUACAGCAAAGUAGGGCUUGAUGGCAGGGGCAUGGGGAUACAGGACUCCUUGUGUCUGCUGUCAUCCAGUUCAGGAGGUGAGUGCAUAUUUUGCCUGGGUUUCCAUUCUGGGCUAUAUGAUCUCUAGGACUAGAACUUCUGGCUAAUUUACUUCAAUAACAGUCUUCAUGUUUGUUAAAUUCCUCAACCAUUUUCUCCUUUUUAGAAGGUAUCUGCCACCUGGAUUACUGGCAGAAGUAGAGUUGAAUGUGGAGAGAAGCCACCUCUGUCACCUGUGCCAUAUGUGCUUUGACACGAGUUAACAGCCAGUUAGUCCACCAUCUGCACAAGUGCUGGAUAAAUUCAUUUAGCACUGGUUUUUCUAGGGCUUGAAACACAUGCAUGUCUUUAAUGCCUAUUAAGCUUCAAUACAAUGAGGCAGUCAACUUGAAAAUUUCAUUAGACUAAAACAAGCUGUUUAUGCAUUUGAGGAGUGAAUUUGCUUAAUGUACCUGACUAUCAAAGCUAUAAAGAUGAGUUUGGCAUAUUACCAAUAAAGGGGGUGGGGGAGUUAUUCCUUGCCAUGCCAAAUCUCUGUAUACAACAUCAGGCCGAAAGCAUUUUAAUUUGUGGGGAGGACCAAAUGAAUUAAACCUUGGAAACAAAUAUAACUGCAAAAAAAUACCCAAGUCUUUGAUUUCCUGAAUGGCAAUUUAGUUGGCUCAAAGCUGGAGAGGAAGGUUUUUAAUUGUAGCAAUUGCUAUACAUGUUCCUACUGGAUUCAGGCAAAUGGCAAUUUCUAAUAUGCUGGCCUUGCUGGAAUGACAGGAGUUUUUCCUCUUGUGAAAAGAUUUCAUCUCUUUAACCCAAGGAACUGUAUUGGGAGUGAUACACAAGGUACAGGAUUUAAAGGGGGGAAAAAUUCCUCUUCAAACUGUUGUGCUGUACCAUGUAAAGUCUCCUUUACUUUGUCUCAAAGUUUUCAUCUCUCAAAUGUUGCACAAAUUCCUUUUUUUUUUUUCUUUUAAAUGGCCAAUAAUUGUGUUAGAAGCAUUAUGUGCUCAUCACCGUGCUAAUACAACUGAUUUGUAUUACUAUUGAUAAUAAAAGAGAAAUGGGUAUCAUG